CUUCUCUCCCUUUCUUUUUCUUAUCUCUUCUGUUUAUCUCCAAAAGUUUCCUAUUUGUCACAGUUUUUUUUUUUUCGCUAGAUAAUGUCGUCUGGUCUAUCAAAUGAUACCAGUGUAGCCACAUCAUCCACAACAGAGAAUGGUGUAUCAGCAGUGUUAAUCAUCACGUUCGAAGUGAGCUUCUCUGUUGCGAUCUUUAUGAUUAUUACAGCGUGUUAUUUUAUAGGACGCCAUCGUCGAAAACGGCAAAAUAUGGCUAGAUUGCAAGAACAUGAUACGAUGAUGGAACGAGCUCUAGCUAGACAACAACUUCAUUCUAUUAAUCCAAGUUCUUGUUCCACCAUCGAAACUUAUCACAAUCAUCCACCUCCUUAUUUGCCACCUCCCACGGAUCCCACAUCUCAAUUAUCUGAGCGAGAUGUUGCACAACUAUCACAGGCCAUGUUGAAUCAUCAUCUCCGAUCACAUAUGUUUUCUUCUUCUCCUCCUCCUCCUCCUCAUUAUACCGACCUGAUGGGAAAAGAAAAUACGUUCAAUGAACAAUUUGUAUCAUCAUCAUCAUCAUCUAACGUGGUUCAAUCUGUACCACCUGCUGUCACACGAUCCUUGACCCAUUCUUUUCCUUCUUCCGCCAACGAAACUAUCUCUACCCCACCAUCAUAGUGAUCUACUCAUAAAUAUGUUUUUUUUUAUUUAUUUAUUUAUUCU
Messenger RNA from Halteromyces radiatus, 708 nucleotides. RefSeq lists its product as uncharacterized. The record is from RefSeq and is a predicted model, not a curated record. The transcript is spliced from 2 exons. The coding region runs from base 85 to 663 and encodes 192 amino acids. NCBI's taxonomy places the organism in Eukaryota, Fungi, Mucoromycota, Mucoromycetes, Mucorales, Cunninghamellaceae.